AUGGAAAACUUUGAAAUCCCUUCAGAAUCUCUUCAAGCCUCCAGAUCAACGGCGUACUGGGAAUACUAUAACGCCAGAAUCAACGAUUCAGUAAGUGGCUGGUGUGUCGGUAAAGUUAGCGAUCAGGAAUGGCUUCAGAUUCAGUUUAAUGGCAAUCAUUACAUCACUGCUGUGGCGAAUCAAGGCACCCACAGAGGCUUUGUGAUUGAAUUCACUUUGGCUUUCAGCAGAGGACUGGAUUGGUUCGACUACCACGAGAACGGCACUAUCAAGAAAUUUAUCCGCAAUAAUACAGCUGACAGAAGGGAAAUUGUGAUGAAUAAUCUCUCCUCUCCAAUUAUUGCAAAUAUGAUUCGAAUUUACCCCAAGCGGUCUAUUGAUGACACUUGUUUACGCCUCGAAAUAUAUGGAUGCCAAGGUUCUUUGUAA
Messenger RNA from Pocillopora damicornis (cauliflower coral), 429 nucleotides. RefSeq lists its product as uncharacterized. Lineage: Eukaryota; Metazoa; Cnidaria; Anthozoa; Scleractinia; Pocilloporidae. Gene Ontology annotation, cellular component: membrane. Gene Ontology annotation, molecular function: protein binding; calcium ion binding. The record is from RefSeq and is a predicted model, not a curated record.